This is a messenger RNA of Symbiodinium sp. CCMP2592, 2973 nucleotides long. The record is from the annotation of a GenBank genome assembly. Lineage: Eukaryota; Dinophyceae; Suessiales; Symbiodiniaceae.
AUGCUUUGCAGGCUUGUGCUCCAAGCUUUUCCGGAGGCCGAUUUUGGCGCGGUUGCAGUUUUUAAGAAUUUGCGAACACCUCUACAUGUCGACAUUAACAACUCUCCGGGAUCGGUAAAUUACUUGAUUCCUGUGUCCUCUUUCACAGGUGGCGAGGUGUGGCAAGAAGGACAGGGAUCCGUUGUUGUGCGCGAUGAGUUGGGCCAUCCACUCAUGGGCUCGCUCCUUCCGGUUGCAGAUGGGCCCUGUGUCGUAGAUCCGCGACGCACCCAUUGUACCAUGCCGUGGGUCGGUGAGCGAGUGCUUCUCGUUGCAUUUAAGCCUGCGCAUACUCGUGAUUUGUCCAUAACCUUCAAACAGCAACUGCCAGAGGCCAGCUUGCUGCCGACGAGACCGGUUCUUCCGAACUCUGAUGUCGUUUGGAAUGACCCCCUUGUUAUCGAGCUUUUUGCGGGCAACGGCCGUGUCACUGCUUGCCUCAAGCAGUUGGGACUUUCGGCUGCUGGGGUUGACCGUAAUCCUAGUAAGUCCGUGUCCUUCUGUCUACCGGCGGACCUCACCUCGGCUCGAGGCCAGAAGCUGUGCAAGGAGUGGCUCGCCUCUCCUAGAUUGGCCGGCAUUUUUGCUACGCCCCCAGCCUUCACCGCUGCCAAUGCUGAUGCAAUCACAUUCUUGUUGCAUGUGUUGUCCACAUCCUUGACCAAUGGAGUCCUUUGUGCCAUCGCGAAUCCUCGACAAAGUCGCUUCUGGCAAAACCCUCAGUGGAGGGCUGUUGCCUCCUCUUUUCGUUUUGUUGCCUGCCAGGAGUGUACCUUCGGUGGCAGACAUGACGAUCACACCGUUUUCGCAGUGUCAGAUAGUGGCUUUGACAAGUUGGCUCGUUCCUGCCCCGGCCCUCCGUGCAAAGUCUUGAAUCGCUGCCCCGAUCCUGGCACCGGUUACCCUGCUCACCUCGCAAUGCAAGUAGCAUGCUGCUUCGCCCAAGUUUUCGUCAAGAAAGGUUGGCAACCGCCCAGCCAAUGUUUCGAUGCAUUCGACCCUCGACUUCAGGUGCCGAUGUCACGCGCUCUAGCAGGUGCUCAGCCUCCGGCUAGCAAGAUUCCCCCGCUCGUCCCGGAACAUAAGCGUGUGGUCGUGCUUCGCCACCCGCCUGGCCUCCAACUACCGUGCCAGCCCAUGCAGCGUCUUACUACAGAUUGGCUCGUGCCUCAGGGGUGCCAUGCUCCCUGCGCCUGCAUUCCUGCGAAAUCCCAGCUUCUCAGGCACGUGCCGGUAGGUCAAAGUGGGGGCGACGAGACUGUGAAAGUAGGUUUGUGGGAAAUGGCUUGGGGAAAUCCUUGGGACCCAGAAGAGUUUAUGAAGACGGCCAAUGAGUCCAGCCAUCCUCGGACCAUUGGAUCUGUGCUCCCUCAGCCACUUAAGGAUUCUCUUGAUGCAUUGGACGAGAAGAAUGAUGAAGCAAAGUUGAAAGCAAGCAUGCACCCUGACGUCCGUGCCAUCACCGAACCGAAACGCAUUUUGCUGUGGGAGUCUCUGAUGGCGAGGUACGCUUAUCCUGACCCUGGAGUGUCCAGUCUCCUCAAGGAAGGGAUUCCCUUAGUGGGUCACGCGCCCAUCUCGGGCGUCUUUAAGCCGAAGUUCAAACCUAUGCAAGCCACGCCAGAGCAAGUGCGCGAGGAUUUUCAUGAUUUUCGGAAAAAGGUCCAUAAGUACAUCAAAAGGAAAGUAGGCAAGGCCGUCUUCAACCUCUUGGGAAAGGCUUUUGAUCUUACCGCUGCUUAUAGGCAGCUACCGGUGCACCCGGGCAGCGAGUGGGCUUCAUACAUUUGCUUGAUCCAUCCGGAGACUCAUGAGAGAGUGUACUUCCGCAUGAGGGCGAUGCCAUUUGGCUCUUCCAUGGCAGUGUAUAGUUUCUUGAGAAUCAGCCACUCGCUCUGGUUCUUAGGAACCAAAGCCCUCCUUCUGCCCUGGUCGUCGUUUUUCGAUGACUAUAUAACAUUUGCCACUUCCGGCCAAGCUCUGUCGGCGGAAUCGUCUGUCACUGCAAUGUUCAAGUUACUUGGAUGGGCCUUCGCUGAGUCCGGUGACAAAUCGCAUGACUUUGCAAAAUGCUUCACUGCAUUGGGAAUAGUUGCUGACCUGAGUCAGGUUCGCGACGGGGUGAUUUACUUUAAGAAUACGGAAAAGCGUAUUGAGGAAAUCAAAUCCUUUGUGCAAAAGGUGUUGGAGGACGGCCGUCUUCCACAUCAUGAAGCGCUUCGCCUCAGAGGGAGGUGUCAGUUUGCAGAUUCUCAAAUCUUCGGCCGCACUGGGAAGAAGUGUCUAGGAUUGAUCACUGCACACGCCUAUGGUCUCGAGGAGGCUAUCAGUCACGAGCUUCGCGUGUCGCUUGAAAGGUUUCUGCAAAGGCUUGAGUGCGAUGCACCGCGACUUAUCAAGAUCCUUGAAGGCGGGUUCUGGAAGGUGUACACGGACGCAUCCUACGAGCCGGGUGCAACCACGAGUUACUGUGGAAUAGGCGGUGUGUUGGUUGAUCCUAGUGGUGUGCCUAGAAAGUUCUUUUCAGCUGUCUUGGACGAUUCCCAAAAGAUUUUCUUAGGCGAAUCCAAGUCAGCCCAGAUCAUUUUUCAAGCAGAAUUGCUGGCGCUCACAAUCGCUAUGGAUGCUUGGUCACACGACUUUAAAGGCUGCCCUGUAAUUUUCUUCGUGGACAAUAACGGGGUUCGUGACAUCACCAUUUCGGGGCAUGCGAAAGCGUCGAUAGCCAGGCGACUAUUGGAGAUUUUCUUGCAAUUGGAGCAUGAUGCUUCAGUCGUGCCUUGGUACGCGAGGGUACCAUCACCAUCAAACCCCGCAGAUGAACCUUCGCGGAUCGAAUGCAAAAGCCUGUGCCUCUUGGGCACUCAUCUUGAAAGAUCCACCGUGGGCGGCAUCAUCACCGCUUGCUUGAAGAAAGUACAGGGGCUCCGGUGA